AUGGCGAGUUCUACGGAUUGCGUCUCGGGCCGCUGCUCACGGAUCUUUCUCACAUACGAACCUUCCCUCGCUGGAAGUGGCGUUUUCCUAGCCUUAUUUGCCGUUUUGAUUCCCAUCACAUUAGCCUUGGGGAUCAAGUACAAGAGUUCUGUUUUCGCUACGACGGUGGUGACGGGACUCGCCUUAGAAGUGGUGGGCUAUAUCGGUAGACUCCUGUUGCACAAUGCCCCGACCGAUAGGAGUGGCUUUAUUCUAUUCUUGAUCGGAACUAUCAUGGGCCCGACGUUCAUCUGCGGCGGUAUUUUUCUUACAGCGCCGCAAAUCGUUACCGUCUACGGCGAAGAAUUCCGCUCGUGGAGGCCGGUUUGGUAUUCAUUCGUACUCUAUAUGCUUACGGCUGUAUCGCUUGUGCUCGAGUUGGCUGGGGUGCUCGUCUCGACAAUUCAAGAUGACCUAGGAGAAGUUGAUAUAGGCUCCCAUGUCCUCGUUGCCGGGCUAGUCAUUCAACUUAUCACCCUGGUUAUCUUUAUUGGUCAUGCUGUCCUGUUCGCGAUCGCCGUGCAGAUGAGACACCACAUUCUAGAUAUCAAAUUUGCUGGCAUAUACAAUAGCAGAUCUUUCAAGGUCUUCUUGUUUGCAUUUACAUUUGCAAUUCUCUUGCUCGUUCUGCGAACAGCCUAUCGAAUCGUAACGAUCGCCGAGGGAUUUAGCAGUUCGAUCGCGCAGUCAGAGACAUUGAUACUGGUACUCGACGGGUUGAUGGUACUACUCGCCACUUUAAUACUGCUAGCAUUCUUCCCGGGGCGAAUUCUGCGAGACUCAAAAUCCCGGACAUUACCUCGUAGGUCUCCCAGAACGCCACUUCAACCAAUACGAGUAGCCCCUUACGACUUGCCGUCGACCAGAAGCAGCCCGACUUAUAACCAAACAAGUAUCAAGUCUUCUACGCCAGGCCAUUCUCCAAGGAAGUCAGCACCGCCUCCCCCGAGGAACAUGGUGGACAGUGACGCCUUAUGGUAA
Molecule: messenger RNA, 1020 nt
Organism: Daldinia childiae
Lineage: Eukaryota; Fungi; Ascomycota; Sordariomycetes; Xylariales; Hypoxylaceae
Product: Sphingoid long-chain base transporter RSB1
Exons: 3
Coding region: 1-1020 (339 amino acids)
Cellular component (GO): plasma membrane; fungal-type vacuole
Source: RefSeq, a predicted model, not a curated record